Molecule: messenger RNA, 1761 nt
Organism: Aureobasidium vineae
Lineage: Eukaryota; Fungi; Ascomycota; Dothideomycetes; Dothideales; Saccotheciaceae
Source: the annotation of a GenBank genome assembly
AUGGGUUUCCUGAAAGCGCUAGAUAGGCCAUACAUCAAUCCUUUCUACCACUCUCAAGAGGACGAAGAGCCCGAUGACGUCGUCAAAGAAGAAAAUGGAUUGACCUCAUCCGACAGUCCGAGUGAGCAGUCUCCAGAUUAUCAGGAAAGAUACCCUUACCAGGAAAGAUAUGGUCCUAAUAAAAAUUCCGCCUCUCGAACUGGUGCCGAGUCCGGUGCUGCAUACGAUGGUGAAAAAGUCGACCCCGACUACCAAGUUGGAGUUCAGAAAGCUGAGGGCGUCACUCUUGCUUGGAACAAGCGAGCUCUAUGGUUGACUUAUAUCUGCUCUGUAAUGAGUUCCAUCAUUGGAGGCGUGUUGCGUUUGCCGACUGCCAAAAUCAUUGACAUCUGGGGACGCGCCGAAGGGUUCUUUGUCAUGAUGUGCAUCACUAUCAUCGGAUUGAUCAUCUUCGCCGCCUCGAACAACGUUCAGACAUACGCCGCUGCUUCGGUCAUUUACUACAUUGGCUAUGAUGGCAUGUACUAUGUCAUGACCGUCUUCAUCGCCGACACCACCAGGUUGAAGCACAGAAUCCUCAUGCUGGCUAUCUCACAAACACCUUUCAUCUGUACCGCUUUUACCACUCCAUAUGCUGUCUCGAGUUUCGUCAAUGGAGCUGGCUGGAGGUGGGGAUAUGGAACAUUCGCCAUUGUCACUCCCGUGGCCUGCCUUCCCCUUUGCGGAGUCUUCCUUUACUAUCAGCGAAAAGCUGAAAAGAUGGGCCUUUACAAGAAAGCAGAAAGACCUGCUCGUGGCUGGUACCAAAGCAUUUCGCAUUACUGGGUGGAGUUCGACAUAGUCGGUGUCUUCUUGCUUGUUGCAGGAUUCGUUUUGUUCUUGCUACCAUUUUCUCUCGCGACUUCGGUUGCCGGGCAAUGGAAGAGUGCGAGCAUCAUAUCCAUGCUGGUCAUCGGCUUUGUCAUUCUCUGCUUGUUCCCUGCAUGGGAGCGCUUUGGUGCUAGUAAGCCUUUCCUGCCAUGGGAGAGACUCAAGGAUCGUACUGUGUUCGGUUCAGUUCUGUGUAUCUCCAGUCUUUACGCAGCCUUCUAUUGCUGGAACCUCUACUACUAUACAUUCAACCAGGUGGUUCUCAACCUCAAUACCACCGAUGCUACGUACAUGGGAGAGAUCUACACCGUAGGCUCUUGCUUCUUCGGCGUCAUCACUGGCAUUCUCGUCAAAUGGACCAAACGCUACAAGUGGAUCGCCCUCGUCUCUGUCCCACUCUACAUGAUCGGUACCGGCUUGAUGAUCUACUUCAGACAACCCGGCGUAGCCCCUAGAUACGUCGUCUGCGCACAGAUUUUUGUCGCAUACGCCGGCGGCACCCUGGUACCUUGCCAUCAGGUCGCUGCUCUCGCCGCAGGUACCCACGCAGACUUUGCGACUACCCUCGCCCUGCUGUACCUGGCUUCAUCCGUUGGUGGUGCUAUUGGCGAUUCCAUCGCUGGUGGUAUCUGGACGAACGUCUACCCUAAAGAACUGAAUAAGCGUCUGCCCGCCGAUGUCGCAACAUCGGUCUACACCAGCUAUCUCAGUGCGCUCAAGUAUCCUGCUGGCAGUACGACGAGAGAUGCAAUCGGCGUCGCAUUUGGUAUUGCUCAGAGAGAUAUGUGUAUUGCAGCUACCUCCAUCACCGCACUUACCUUUAUCGCUGUCUGGAUUUGGCGCGAUAUCAAUCUCGGCAACAAGAAGCAGAUCAAAGGUGUUGUUGUUUGA